Messenger RNA from Sinocyclocheilus rhinocerous, 1181 nucleotides. RefSeq names its product cyclin-I-like. The transcript has a single exon. NCBI's taxonomy places the organism in Eukaryota, Metazoa, Chordata, Actinopteri, Cypriniformes, Cyprinidae. The coding region runs from base 70 to 399 and encodes 109 amino acids. The record is from RefSeq and is a predicted model, not a curated record.
UCAUCACAGGGCUGCGCCAUUUGAGUUUGGGCAUAAUUUCACUCACAUGGAUGUUUGGGUUUGUUCUAGAUGGAGAGCACAGAGUUCAUCUGCUGCAAGGAGACGGUGGAUGAGUACCUCACCGGCCUCGAGCUCUCCUUACCCACCAACACCGUCUACAUUUUGGACGCCUCCAGCAUGCUGGUGUUCAGAGGACAUGACAUGCAGGAGGAUGAUGGAGAUGGGAACAGACAGACGGCCAGAGGAGCACAGAAAGGGGACCAAGCUGUGGACGACUUCUAUGACGGUUUCUGGUGCCUUUAUGAUGAGGACAUGUCAAAGAAAACCGGAAGCCAUAGACUGCAGGAUAUGCACGAGCAAAUCUCGCCUUGUCCUCCGUUACGACCCUCUUCUAGUUAAUAAGCUAACAUGUGGUUUUGAGAAAGUUGGAAGCAGAUAAAUGAUGGCCAAGGCACUUUCUAUUUCUUUUGACAACUUCAUGCAGCACUUUGACCAUAUUUAAGAUUCCUUUGUUUGAUCUUUUUUUUAAUUCCUUUUAUUUUUGUACUUUGCGUUUUAUAUUUUUAUAUGCGUUCUUCAUACUGCAAGUGUGCUUUAACGAUUAUGGUGCUUAAACAGAAAUCAAUUUGUUGGCCAGUUGAUUAAUUCCUUAAUGGAGUUAUGCUUUAUAGUGUUAUGCGUUUUGGAAUUGAUAUCUUUUGAUAUUUGAUAUCUUCAAAAUAAUGUCUUGAUUUGUAGUAUUAAUGUGAAGAGGAAAUUACAUUUCUAUUCAGAUAUGAUUUUUUCCUCCUAAUGUUUUAACCAAAAACACCUUGUCCCAACCCUUUCUUGAGGCAGCUACAGAUAUCAAAUUCCUGCUUCUCGGAAAUGAAACCAAUGGAAAUUUCCUUUUCUAAAAGGAACAGUUAGUUUUAUUUGGUAAAAACAGCAGAUGCUUGUGUUUCUGUGUCCUUCUGUGGAAUAAAAGCAGACUAUUAACAGUACGCACAUUCUUAGUUUUCUCGUGUCAGGGUAAAUGUGCAAUUACAGCACCAUAGAGGAAAAUAUAGUUUAAAUAUACAUUUCUGCCAUUAUUUACUCACCCAGUUGUUCCAAUCUCUUGAAAAAUAAAGUAAUAGGUUUUGAACGACAAGGAAAAUAAAUUUGAGUAAACUAUACCUUUAAGUAACUUGUAAUGCAGC